Molecule: messenger RNA, 5247 nt
Organism: Chiloscyllium plagiosum (whitespotted bambooshark)
Lineage: Eukaryota; Metazoa; Chordata; Chondrichthyes; Orectolobiformes; Hemiscylliidae
Gene: ints2
Product: integrator complex subunit 2
Biological process (GO): snRNA 3'-end processing
Cellular component (GO): integrator complex
Source: RefSeq, a predicted model, not a curated record
GAAAACGAGUUGCCCAAAGGCCAAUGGGCGAGUCCAUUCGGCGGGGGUAGUCCUGCAAUGGCAGUUACUAUGGUUACCCCGGCACGACCCACAAUCCCAUAUGGCGGUUGGUACGGUGUUGUCAGUGGAGUGAAGAAGGUUGAUGCGGUUUAUCGGACCAGAGGAGUACAGUGAGAAAUUGGAUUUUAAAAAACUAAUGUUUCUAUGUUCCAUUCCGCCUGGAAUUCUAGUUCGACAGCGUUAGGGAGUUUAAACGGCGAAUGGCGAGGCCCCAAGGCCUUUCUCGGCGAGAAGGGUUACGUAACUCCGGGGACUGAGGCAGUGCUAGGCCGAAUUCAUCAGUUUUCACUUCACUUUGUUUUCAGUAAAAGGUCCCUUUGGCAAAGAUGACAGAGUUUGCGUGCCUGCAGCUUGUGAGUUCCUUUGCAUUUGAAGCAAUGCAGAAGGUCGAUGUGGUAAAACUAGCAGCUUUGAGUGAUCCAGAGUUGAGGCUUCUCUUGCCCUGCCUGGUGAGAAUGGCACUUUGUGCUCCUGCUGAUCAAAGUGAGGCUUGGGCUCAAGACAAAAAACUCAUCCUGCGUCUCCUGUCUGGGGUUGAGGCUGUCAACUCGAUUGUGGCUCUCCUAUCAGUUGAUUUUCAUGCACUGGAGCAGGAUGCUACCAAAGAACAGCAGCUCAGGCACAAGUUAGGUGGAGCAAAUGGAGAGAGCAUCCUCGUAUCACAACUACAGCAUGGCUUGGCUUUGGAAUUUGAGCAUAGUGAUUCUCCUCGUCGUCUCCGACUAGCACUUAGUGAACUGUUGGUGAUCAUGAACAAGUUGUCUGAUUCAAAUGGAGAAUUUUUUAUGAAGUCUUCAGAACUGUUUGAAAGCCCGGUGUAUCUGGAUGAAGUUGCAGAUGUGCUCUGUAUCCUUCAAGCAGAACUUCCAUCACUGUUGCCAAUUACUGAAGUAGCUGAGGCUUUGCUUCAUGUACGAAAUGGAUCAUGGUUUAUGUGUUUGUUAGUGGCCAAUGUUCCUGACAGCUUCAAUGAAGUUUGCAGGGGUUUAAUAAAAAAUGGUGAGCGACAGGAUGAAGAGAGUGUUGGGGGUCGUCGCAGAACUGAGACGCUUCGGCAGCUGUGCAAAAUGAAUCCUUCCCAAGCCUUAAAUGUCAGAGCCAUGGUGGUGGAGGAAUGCCACCUUCCAGGACUUGGAGUGGCCCUGACCCUGGAUCAGUGCAAGAAUGAUGGCUCUGAAGAUACUGUCACUGACCUGGUCUCCUUUGUUAGUGGUUUACUGCUAGGAACUAAUGCGAAAGUACGAACUUGGUUUGGAAUGUUCAUCCGCAAUGGGCAGCAGCAUAAGAAGGAACGCAGUAGCUCGGUGCUAUGGCAGAUGAGACGGCAGCUGCUGCUGGAACUAAUGGCAAUUCUCCCGACGGUCAGCAGUGGUCGCAUUGGUGAGGAUACUGCAGACACUGACAUGGAACCUAAUAUUUCGGUAUACUCAGCACUGAAGGAGGAAAACGUGGUGAAAGCUAGCGCAAUGUUGCGGCUCUACUGUGCACUGAUGGGAAUCGCUGGACUCAAGCCAACCGAUGAAGAAGCUGAGCAGCUUUUACAGCUGAUGACAAGCCGCCCACCGGCAACUCCAGCUGGUGUCCGCUUUGUGUCUUUGUCCUUCUGCAUGCUGCUGGCAUUCCCCAGUUUAGUCAGUACCCCUGAACAGGAGCAAAUGACUGUAAUGUGGUUAAGCUGGAUGAUCAGGGAGGAGGCAUAUUUUGAGAGUACCACAGGGGUCUCUGCUUCAUUUGGUGAGAUGCUGCUAUUGGUUGCAAUGUACUUUCAUAGUAAUCAGCUCAGUGCCAUCAUCGACUUGGUCUGUUCCACUUUGGGUAUGAAGAUUGCCAUUAAACCAAGUUCACUGAACAGAAUGAAAACCAUCUUCACACAGGAAAUAUUUACAGAGCAGGUAGUAACUGCUCAUGCUGUACGUGUACCUGUAACCAGCAACCUGAGUGCUACCAUAACUGGGUUCUUGCCUAUACACUGUAUUUACCAGUUGUUAAGAAGUCGUGCUUUCACUAAGCACAAAGUUUCCAUCAAGGAUUGGAUUUACCGACAAAUGUGUGAAACAACAACCCCUCUGCACCCUCAGCUAAUUCCUCUAAUCGAUGUUUACAUCAACUCCAUUCUGACGCCAGCAUCCAAGGCUAAUCCUGAAGCUACAAACCAACCAAUCACCGAACAGGAAGUCCUCAAUGUGUUCAAUGGCCUCACUUGGGGAGAGAACAACCGAUGUCGACAAAGGCACAGCAUCACAGCCCAGCUUCUGGUUCUCUAUUACACACUGUCGUAUGAGGAGACUCUGCUAGCCAAUGUGAAACCAUUAGCGGCCGUUCAGAAGAAACCCAAGUCUUACUCUGCAGCACUGAUGGAUCAGAUUCCUAUCAAGUAUUUAAUUCGCCAGGCACAGGGGCUUCAACAGGAGCUCGGAGGCCUUCAUUCUGCAUUGUUGCGUUUGCUGGCAACGAAUUAUCCUCACCUGUGUAUGGUGGAUGACUGGAUGUGUGAGGAGGAAGUGACUGGCACAGAGGCACUGCUCUCCAGAAUGCUGCUAACCAGCCGGGCCAAACGCCAUACGCCCAAGAAGCUGCAGGAAGCUUUCCAGUCGGCUUCUACCAAUUACACUCAACUGAUGCAGACCUUGGAGGACUUGACGCUAUUAUCUGCCAGUGAGCUGAUCCCAUUUGCAGAAGCAUUGAUGUUGGGUUUGUAUCGGUUGCUUGAUUCAGAUGUUCCCCGACGAAUUCUCCAGACAGUAAACCAGCUUUGGAUGCUUCUCAACACCGUUAUGCCAAGGAGGCUGUGGGUGAUGACAGUGAAUGCCUUGCAGCCAAAACCCAAACUGCUUCGCCAGCAGAAAUACACACAGAAUGACUUGAUGAUUGAUCCACUGAUUGUAUUGCGAUGUGACCGUAGAGUGUACAGGUGCCCUCCGUUAAUGGACAUUACCUUGCACAUGCUUAAUGGAUACCUUCUAGCUUCAAAAGCGUACCUAAGUGCUCACUUGAAGGAGAAUGUGGAUCAGGACAGCAAACCAUAUCAGAAUAACACCAUGGGGGUAGUUGGGCAACCUGAAGCCCCAGAAGUCACAAGAGAGGAGCUAAAAAAUGCUUUGUUGUCAGCCCAGGACAGUGCAGCUGUUCAAAUUCUAUUGGAAAUCUGCUUGCUUACUGACGAGGAGCGAUCACAUAGUGCAGGAAAGGUCCUGAAACAGCAGGAUCAAACCCUCAAUCUGACUGAACCUUUGGAGAAUACUCAGGCAACUUUAUUGAGCAAUGUCCGGGAAGUGCAGUGUCUCAUCUGCUGUCUCCUGCAUCAGAUGUUUAUUGCAGAUCCAAAUAUUGCUAAACUUGUUCACUUUCAGGGUUACCCGAGUGAACUGUUGCCUCUAACUGUGGCUGGAAUUCCGUCCAUUCACAUAUGCCUGGAUUUCAUUCCAGAACUUUUAGCACAACCACAACUGGAGAAGCAGAUAUUUGCUAUUCAGCUUUUGUCCCACUUGUGUAUCCAGUAUGCACUGCCCAAGUCUCUCAGUGUAGCUCGCUUGUCCAUCAAUGUCAUGGGAACAGUACUCACAGUGUUGACCCAGGCCAAGAGGUUUGCUUUCUUCAUGCCUACAUUGCCCUGUUUGGUUUCUUUCUGUCGAGCUUUUCCUCCACUAUAUGACGACGUAACCUCAUUACUAAUCCAAACUGGACAAGUGUGUGCCUCACAUGUUGCCACUCAAGCACAGGAUAUUGAUCCCAUCAUCACGCGUCUCAAAUAUCUAAAGGAGAAGACUGAAGUAACUCCUGACUUCUACUGCACUGCGGGUCUGGACAGGACUAAACAUAGUGAGACACCUGCACCAGAAUGUUUGGAUCCUGAUGUGCUUCUGUGCCAGCGUGUUGAAGCAACAUUUCUGGAGAUAAUAAACACAGCAGUUGUUGGAGUUUAGUAACAGAAUUGAGAAAGUUUUGUCAAAUGUAAAAGCCAUUGGUAGUACCAUGCACAAGGUGGUACAGAGUGUGAUAACAGGUUGCUUUUGAGGCAGUUGAAACUACAACUUUGGAUUAGAAUCAGAUGUAUUCGGGUAUGCUCUGUGUACGACUUGCUGACUGAAAUGGAUUGCAGUAACAUUGAAAUGUGACUAACUUUAAAUUUGGAUGGAUACUUCUGUGGGGGAAAAAAACUUUUAAAAAAAAACAUUUUUUGAAAGUGGACUAACUUUCUGGCCAAAUUGAAGAUUAUUCCUGCUCUUAAAGAAUUUGUGUAUACAAUGACCAUAAAGUUGAACUGAAGCUGAAAUGACAACUUAGUCUUUCCUGUGCCUCAACCUAACCUUUAUCCAUGGUACUCAAAGGACACAGAAAUCAUUUUCCUACCACAUGGUUUUUAAACUUUUCACAAAAAAUGCAUGUGUUUCAUACCAGAAUGAAGCUCAGGGGUUUGUGUUAUUUUGGUAGUACUGUAAUUUAUAUAUUGAAGAAAUAUGAGCAACAAUAGGCUAUUCUUCCUUUCAAGAUGACUCUGCUACUCAAUAAGAUCAUGGCUGAUGUGACUGUGGUCUUGCUCUCUAUUGUUCCUUUUCCCCUGUAACUGUGCACUACCUUUUGAGAUUCAUGUGCAAGGACACCCAGAUCACUCUGUAUUACAGAAUUUCAGUUGCUUUUCUGCAUUUUUUUUACCUUUUCACUUAACUCCUGAAGUUGUUACAGGUUCUCUGGGCUGGAUUCAUGGAACCCAAGUGCCACGCCUUUCAAGAAAAGUCCUUGUAGCAAAACCAUACUAGCAAAACCAAGGGUAGCAUGUGGUCUCUCAGCUACAAACCUCUCCCUUUUCCCUUCUGUUUUCUGCUAUUUUUGAUCUUUAGAUACCUUACCCCUCGGUUUUCAAUUUAUCUGAUUUUCUGUAGCUUGACUGUAGAUCACUGCCAUGUGCAUCUUUUGCGAUCACUUUGAUUAUUCUUGUAUAGGUUCUUAAUCCUUUGUUCAAGCCAGAGAUUCUGAUUACUCCUAAGGAGAACAGUUGAUUGUAUUUUCUCUGUGCUUCAGAUCAAUAGCAGUCAAAGAGUGAAUAAAAGUGUGUGGUGGUGAUGGUAAAGCAGUGCAUAGUAUUUUUAGAUGGACUUAACUGGGUCAACUUUACAACUGUUGCUUGAAGCAGAGGUCAAGCAAAAUUUGUUAGAAAAUGUCUAAUAAAGCUUCAAUCUUGCCAAUUAA